Molecule: messenger RNA, 444 nt
Organism: Owenia fusiformis
Lineage: Eukaryota; Metazoa; Annelida; Polychaeta; Sabellida; Oweniidae
Source: the annotation of a GenBank genome assembly
CCCAUUCUCAUUCAAUGCCUCAUCAUUUGUGCUAAAAUUGUCCCCAGUUUAUCGAUCAUUUGGCUUAAAUCCUAUUGUUCUUGUACUUGUAUUUUGUUUAUUGAUUAUAAUGUUCUUUGUCAUUUCAGUUGAUGUCUACUCUAUGGCAACACAAGAUAUUGCUGGGCAACCAAAGACAAUAGAAACCUGGCAGUGUCAGAUAUGUAUGAAAACAUUCAAGACCCGACGAGUCCUUAGAAACCAUUCAUUUAUACAUACUGGAGAAUUGCCAUAUCAGUGUGACCUCUGCCAAGAUGCAUUUUCCCAUCAAAUGAAGUUAUGGCGACACAAGAAAAAACAACAUCCAGUGGAUCCUCAAAUCUGGACUGAAUAAGAAAAAGGAAGAAUAUAAAGUUUAUAGGGGUAGUGGUCAGAAAGUGCAUGUAGAAUGUAAAAAGGAAAAUA